UGGAGACGUUGAAUUUGACACACAAUGAAAGGAGAUCUUUGCGUGGCUCAUCAUGCAGCGUCGCGCAAUUCUUUUUUCACAAAUAGGUCGCGAGAUGAAGUAUAUGUCUUGUUUUAGACGACGUCUUCUUCGAGGAACCAUAUAGAAACAAGUUUUUAUGUCGGAUUUAGAAGCUUCCAGAAAUCGGCAGGAGAUGACGGGAUUACAUUUCUAUAUGCAACGUUGUCGCUGCCAUUAACAAGAAACGUUUUGUUUUGGUGUUUUUUUUUCGUAUGCUGUGCUUUUCUGCUGUCUACCCACAUACGACCACGACUGCUUCAAGAAUUAACUGUGAGGAGAAAUUAAUGGAGCUCGGUUAACUUUAGCGCGAGCGCUAAUUUACGUUUGGCAGUUCACCGACUUGUUUUAUAUAGGCAUCAUACAGGCAGGUGUGCUGCCCAAACAGUGUAGGUUAGAUUUGAUCAUCUGUGAACCGCGGGACGCGCUCCGCUUUCCACCGUAGAUAAUAUACAUACGUUACAGCGCACUGUCAAUAUGGUGGCCAACGCAAUCCACUGGUUCCGAAAGGGACUAAGGCUACACGACAACCCGUCUUUAAGGGACACGAUUCGGGUAGCUCACAGUUUACGCUGCAUCUACAUCCUGGACCCUUGGUUUGCAGGCUCGUCAACCGUGGGCAUCAAUAGAUGGAGGUUUUUGUUACAUUGCUUGGAGGACUUAGAUGCCAGUCUGCGUAAAAUCAAUUCCCGCCUCUUUGUAAUUCAAGGUCAGCCCACAGAUGUUUUCCCCAGACUAUUCAAGGAAUGGCAGAUAACUCAUCUGUCUUACGAAUAUGACUCGGAGCCUUUUGGCAAGGAACGGGAUGCUGCUAUUCAAAAGCUAGCCACCGAGGCGGGGGUUGAGGUCAUGGUGCGGAUUUCGCACACCCUCUAUGAUCUAGACAAGAUCAUAGAAGUGAAUGGCGGUCAACCUCCUCUCACAUACAAGCGCUUCCAGGCUCUCAUAAAUUGCAUGGAUGCUGUGGACUCUCCGGCAGAGACUAUCACAACACAAGUCCUCAAAAAUUGCACAACACCCAUCAGUGAUGACCACGACGACAAGUUUGCAGUGCCUUCACUUGAAGAACUUGGUUUUGAGACUGAGGGCCUAAAAACAGCAGUUUGGCCAGGUGGAGAAACAGAAGCCCUCUUGAGACUAGAGAGACAUCUUGAGAGAAAGGCCUGGGUCGCAAAUUUUGAGCGUCCUCGAAUGAGCGCCAACUCGCUCCUGGCAACUCCUACAGGCCUCAGCCCCUACCUUCGCUUUGGAUGCCUGUCUUGCCGACUUUUCUAUUUCAAGCUUACUGACCUGUACAUGAAGGUUAAAAAGAACAGCACGCCACCACUCUCCUUGUAUGGCCAACUGCUAUGGAGGGAGUUCUUCUACACGACCGCUACCAACAACCCGUGUUUUGACAAGAUGGAGGGAAACCCUGUAUGCGUCUUGAUCCCCUGGGAGCGAAACCCAGAGGCGCUCGCCAAAUGGGCAGAAGGACGGACAGGCUUUCCUUGGAUAGAUGCAAUUAUGACCCAGCUGAGGCAGGAGGGUUGGAUCCACCAUUUGGCCCGACACGCUGUGGCCUGCUUCCUCACCAGGGGAGACCUCUGGAUCAGCUGGGAAGAAGGCGUGAGGGUGUUUGAAGAGUUGCUGUUAGAUGCGGACUGGAGUGUGAAUGCUGGCAGCUGGAUGUGGCUUUCUUGCAGUUCCUUUUUCCAGCAGUUUUUCCACUGUUACUGUCCUGUGGGCUUUGGGCGACGUGCAGACCCCAACGGUGACUACAUUAGGCGUUAUUUGCCCAUCCUGAGAGGCUUUCCAGCCAAAUAUAUCUACGAUCCAUGGAAUGCCCCAGGGGAACUACAGAAGGCUGCCAAGUGUGUCAUCGGAUUGCACUACCCAAAGCCCAUGGUGAACCAUGCCGAGGCCAGCCGCGUCAACAUAGAGCGGAUGAAGCAAAUUUAUCAGCAACUUUCCUGCUACAGAGGACUAUGUCUGCUGGCAACAGUCCCACAUAAUCACAACAGCAGGACAAAUGAUAAUGCGGGAGGAGUCAACCCAGGAACUAGUCAAGGACCAGAAGGCUCCUCAGAAGACGCAUCAAUCCAGAAGGGAACAUCUCAAGCAGGUGCUUUGAAUGCAGAGAAAGGGCGGUCAAGGCAGAAGCGACGGAGUGAAGAAAGCCAAGCCAAGAGCAACUCCAAAUCCCUAAGGCUAAACAAAUAGUGUUGCAAAAGACAAAAUACAAAGAAUCCCUCAGUCAGCCUGAAUGGCAUCUUCCUCCAUUGGGCCUUCAGCUCUUUCUAAUUUACUGGAACUGAAACUGCCCUUGGCGGAGUCUCAGUGGGGAGUCAUGGAUUCAGAUCCCUGCGUUACUGAAAAUUUGAAAGAAUACCUUUCAGACACAAGUACUACAGGACAGUCGGUUAUUAGCACGAACUAUUCUCCUUAUAAGACAUUCUGGGAAUUUUG
Molecule: messenger RNA, 2505 nt
Organism: Hippocampus zosterae (dwarf seahorse)
Lineage: Eukaryota; Metazoa; Chordata; Actinopteri; Syngnathiformes; Syngnathidae
Gene: cry1b
Product: cryptochrome circadian regulator 1b
Exons: 11
Coding region: 535-2259 (574 amino acids)
Biological process (GO): circadian regulation of gene expression; entrainment of circadian clock by photoperiod; negative regulation of DNA-templated transcription
Cellular component (GO): nucleus; cytoplasm
Molecular function (GO): FAD binding; DNA binding
Source: RefSeq, a predicted model, not a curated record